UAUAAAGUUCGCUAAUACCGUGAAUGGACAUUUUCGCGAUUCAAUAUUAGUUCAAUUAGUCAAUUUCUCGUGUUUUAUUACAAUUUUUAAUCUACAGAUUCCUCUCCUUUCUUUUUGUGCUUGAGUUGCAUUCAAGUGCAACUUUUAAAUGCUUUACAACUGAUCCAACUCGCCGAUCGUCCGGCCCGCGACUUGUUUGUAAACAAAACUUUGUUAUGGAAAAGGCUGCUAUCCGUGCUAUCAAAGGACGAAAUCGGUGGAAAAAAGUCCACUCGUUUCGCGGUUCUGUACCAUGGCUAUGUCUCCUGAGUCGUUGAACCUAAUUCAGAUUUUCAUUAGACACUGCCGUAACUUUCAGUUUUUUUCUGAAUUGCAACAUACCUUUUGACUGAUAGAAUUAAUUAAUUUCUACUACUCCGUUGCAAGAUGGACGACAGUUCCCCAGAUUUGAGUCUGAAGCUUCGAAGAGGCUCAAGCGACUCGAGAGACUCAUUUUAUAUGGACUUUGCGCAAGGUAUCGACUCCGAUAUUGAAGAGGUUGCAGCUGGGACCUCUGGAAUGGGGCAAGAGAGUGUAGAUACAGAUGCAUCAACACCAACAGCCGCAACUGUCAAGAAUGAGAAUGAUGGCGAAAUUGCAACCAUUGAUUUUGAUGCAGAUGCUCCUUGUUGGUCAAGUCGAGAACCUAUGCUACUGCCAUCUCCUGCAAGUCCUAGCGCUGUAAUUGUUAGUCCUGAGACUCUGUCACAUCACUCUUCACCUACCAGACAGCUCUCUCAAACAUUGCGCACGGUCAUGUCUUCACUGCCAGAUCACCCUGUGACCAUAUCGCUUUCCAAAUUGGCUGAGUCCAAUCCUAACAUACUCCAGUUACCAUGUAUGCUAUAUCCAUCAUCAAAACGACCAUCACGAAUCGAACAAAUGCAGAUUCACUGGAAACGAAUGGGAGCAGAAGCUCUUGCAACUACUUUAUCAGCAUUGUAUGGAAAGCUUGUGGUGGUGAUGGGAAUUGCAUUUCCAAUGUCAGAAGUUAUAUCCACUUAUAUUCCCAGUUCCUUUUAUGAGAGUUUUUACCUGUAUCUUUAUUUCGGUAGUAUGGCUUUUUUAUUCUACAUGUAUGCCAUGCUUUGUCAAAAGGAUCCAAGAACUAAGAAGAUCGCUGCAAAAAAAAAAGUAAUAAAAGAGGAUGGAUCCUCCUCAGGAUCAAGCGAAAACGAAUCUGCGAGUGGUCAAGAAACAGGCACCAAUUACAUGUCUGACCUCGAAAUGAGUAUCGGAACAGAUAAUCACACUACCGAGAGGCAUGUUUCUCCCAAAGCUCCGUUUCAACAUUACGGAAGUUUCUAUCUGCGCAUGGGUGCUGUAGCAUUUGGCAUCGGUAGUAUGAUUUACUCAGGACUUGAAUUCGGCCAAUAUUUUGAACUGGAGCGGAAUACAAAGUGUCACAAUGUCUUACUAGCGCUCACUCCAGCAACACGCAUGGCAUUCACAUUUAUUCAGAUGUAUUUCAUCUUUCUCAAUGAUGAGCAACAAAUGCGAGUUACCAGACAUCGGACACUUGCCAGAUUUGGAUUGAUGCACAUGAUUGGAACAAAUUUGUCCAUUUGGUUGAAUGUGCUGAUUCAAGAGACCAAACACGAAAUUUUAACCUUUUAUAAUCCAGAGAACAACACAAUCGAUUUUAACCCAUCCCAUCGAAUUGGCCAUAUAAAUGCAAUCAGAGGUUUUUCAACAACAAUUGCACCAGUUACAACACAAAUUGGUCAAGGAUUUCAUCACCGAGCAACCAGAGGCUUGAAAGGUCCCCACCACAUCUACGAGUGUCGCAGAACAGACAUCAUUGGUUCUUUAGUGCAGAAUGCUAGUCCAUUUUUGUUUCCAUGCACUAUUGAGUAUAGUUUAAUUUGCGCCGCCAUUUUAUAUGUCAUGUGGAAGAACAUCAGCCGAGUUCGCACGAAUCCUCAAGGGACAACGGAACAAGUCGACAAGAUAGCACCGCUGCACUACAAACGAUCCCCACACCAUUAUUCAGUGGACUGUGCUCAAGCUCACAAAGGGUUAUUUGUCGGUAUACUCUUCUUAGUGUUCACCAUCAUCUCAUUGAUUCUGUUCUUCGUACUCGUUUCAAGACCGGAACUCGUAAAUUUUGCUGUCAUGGAAGUUAACAUUUGUGAAGUGUCUUUGUAUGGCACAACCACACUUGCCACGCUCAUUGGGAUGAUACAGGUUCGACAACUCAAAUUCGAUGGCAGCCGCAAUUUAGAGUUGGACAAUAUCCUUCUUGUUGGAGCUCAAAUCGGAAUAUUUUUAUACAGCACAUUCACCAUAAUUGGAGGACACUUCACCCUUGAAAAAAAUACGGUUUUGGUCCUGAUAACAGCCUCUGCUUCACUCUUGCAAACGGUAUGUCAAACUAUGUUUAUUCUUGACGCAUCAAGACGUUCCUGCAUCACUCCAGAGCAGAUUCGCAAGAAACCUGGGCGGGAAAUAGUCACGUUUCUGUUGGUAACAAAUCUAGCGAUGUGGGCCAUAAAUACACUUGAAAAAUCGAGGGCUGACUCACAUCCAAUUCAGCUGCACUUCUAUGGCCUGUGGGCGUGGACUAUCAUUACUCACGUCUCAAUGCCUCUAGCGAUUUUUUAUCGAUUUCAUUCCACCGUCUGUUUGUGUGAAAUCUGGAAAAGAGCUUACAAGAUGAAACCCACUUAUAUGUAAAAGCUACAUAACCUCUUAAUCUUUUUAAAUGAUGUUCUUUGUUGUCAAGGAAUGUGUGUCUUGACAAUGAUGAUUAACUCAUUUGCUGCCAGUAUUUUGGUGCUCACUUCCCGUAGACCAUAAAUAAAAUAAAAUAAUCUGAAAGGCGCCCCAGAGUGUCAGUUGCUGAACAUCAGUAUCAAAGACAAAACAAAAAAUGGUGGUAACUUCUUUUUUAAAACUUGAUAGGCAGUCUCUAGCAUGGGUACCUUACUGAUUUACCUCGCUCUACCUAGGGAUGCAGAGUUUCACUUUUUCACAUUUUCAAGCACCCACCUGGUAGUUUGCCACAUUUCCCCAACAGCUUUCCACCAAAUUCCUGCCAAUUUCAACUGUGAUGACCCUUUUUUUCAAGCUUUCGGGGUGUCAUCAGUGAAUACUACAAAACUUUGCAAACAAUUAGGGUGCUCUGAUCGUCUGCGGCAACGUGCUAAUAAUGCGGAUAUCUUAGUGGACCAAGACGAAAGCUCACAGAACUUUUCAAAAUGUUUUUCCCCUUUCCAUGUCUUAGGGGCGUACAAAAUUUUCACACAUCUGCUUGAGCAAAAUGCUCAGGCAUUUUCUGCAUCCUUGAUUCUACCAAAUUGUGCUGAUAAAGAAAAAUUGGCCAUUCGAACAUUGGUUUUUUGGCACAGUUCAUCUUAUACUGAUUAUUCCUUGAACUUUGGUCCAUGAACUCACAUACAGGCAUAUCAUCUUAUGUCAUAUCAGUAAUACAGUUAUCAUCUUUUAUCAGUUAAGUGGCCGGACAGUUCCAGUCUUCACUGAAUGGCCCUUGUAAAUUUAUCAGCAUGGCAGCAAAUGUGCUAAUUUGACUGAAUUUUAUUUAUUUAAAAAUUUUUUUAGACCUCUGACCAGGUGCAAUUUUAAUUGAUGAACAGAAGAAAGUGAAUCAUCUUUUUUUUGUUUUGUCAAAUCGUCGCUCCUCUGACAUAAUGGUGUAUCUCUGUUUCUGGUUACAGGUCAAUUUACCUACAAACUUUUGACCUACGGCACAUUUUACCUACAGCUUUUUACCUACGACAUUUAAACCUACAACAUUUUAUCUACAAAGCAUUUUGCCUACGAAGCAAUUUACCUGCAGUUUUUCUUGCCUACAAAACAUUCAACCUACAAUUUAUU
Messenger RNA from Bemisia tabaci, 3876 nucleotides. Its product is annotated as proton channel OtopLc. The record is from RefSeq and is a predicted model, not a curated record. Gene Ontology annotation, cellular component: membrane. NCBI's taxonomy places the organism in Eukaryota, Metazoa, Arthropoda, Insecta, Hemiptera, Aleyrodidae. Gene Ontology annotation, biological process: proton transmembrane transport. Gene Ontology annotation, molecular function: proton channel activity.